UCCUUUUUCCUGUUCCUCUCUCGGUCUCUCCCUCUCUCUUUUUGCAUUCGGCGAUUGCAUGCGUAUGGGUAUACGAAGUACGUACGAGUAGAAAGUACACGAGCAACCUUUUGCCGUGGGGCCUGAUGACGGAAGGGACGGGGCAUCGGCGCAUCGCGCCGGCGCACCGCGGAAGAGUGGCGCGGCCGGCCAUGGCGGAGCAGCUGUGUGCACGACGCCAGCUGCUCAGCGGCGGAGCAGGCGCGCCCAAGGUAGGUCAAGUUCCUCACCACGUCCGGGCGCCCGGAGUUGGCUUUAGGCGUGACUCACGCCGCGUGAGGAACGGGUAGUUUCAUGUACGAGAUGCAUGCAAGAGGAGCCGGCGCCCGUAGCUUAUGGCUUGUUAAGACUACUUUGAACAGAUCCUUUAUCUUAUUAUUUUUCAAACUUAUCUCUAAAAACAGUGUCUAUUUACAGUCUCGUCUCGUGUCCCCUAUUUUAUAGAUAUUCAAGGUGUGCCUGUUUUUGUUCAGUACGACCUACGCAUACUGCUCAUCCAAAUCUAACUUUUCCUCCUUUCACAUUUUUACUCAACAAAAAAGGUACAUUUAGGUCAUCAAGAGGUCGAUAGGAGUGCACUUAUACUAUAAAAAUCAAGUAUUUGCUGACCAAAGCCCCUAGCUGCCAAUGUCUCCUUAAAACCUAGUAGUGCUACCGGUACAAACCCCUGGUCCAUGGACCAUGUCCACCGGGAUUUCCGUAGCCGCCUCAGCUCGGCUGGGCUGGGCUGCUACCGUCUCGAUUGGCAACGCGUCCCCCCACAAACGCACCCCGGCGUCUGCCCUAUACAUAACCCCCCUCUCCUCCCAUCUCCGCGACCGCAGGCAGACUACUAGACUCGGCAUCUCCGCCGCUCCUCUCUCCACCCGGCGCGCGCGCACACACAGCACAGACACCUACAGUCACCACACGCGCCAUGGCUACGCACUCGGUCGCCGCCGCGCACGCCACCAUCGCCGCGCGCGCGGGCGCCGCCGGGGCGCCGGCCCCGGCCGAGCGCCUGGGCUUCCGCCGCCUGGGCUCGCCCGCCGGCGGCCUGCGCUCCGCCCGCCGCGCGCCGCCCGCGGCCGCCUCCCGCCGCCAUCGCGUCGUGCGUGCCGCCGCCGUCGAGACGCUCCAGGGCAAGGCCGCCACCGGCGAGCUGCUCGAGAAGUCGGUCAACACGAUCCGGUUCCUGGCCAUCGACGCCGUCGAGAAGGCCAACUCCGGCCACCCGGGCCUCCCCAUGGGCUGCGCGCCCAUGGGCCACGUCCUCUACGACGAGGUCAUGCGCUACAACCCCAAGAACCCCUACUGGUUCAACCGCGACCGCUUCGUCCUCUCCGCCGGCCACGGCUGCAUGCUCCAGUACGCCCUCCUCCACCUCGCCGGAUACGACAGCGUUAAGGAGGAGGACUUGAAGCAGUUCAGGCAAUGGGGAAGCAGAACACCGGGCCACCCUGAGAACUUUGAGACUCCAGGAGUUGAAGUUACCACCGGGCCUCUUGGUCAGGGUAUCGCCAAUGCCGUUGGGUUGGCACUUGCUGAGAAGCACCUGGCUGCCCGCUUCAACAAGCCUGACAGUGAGAUCGUCGACCACUACACGUACGUUAUUUUGGGAGAUGGCUGCCAAAUGGAGGGUAUUGCUAAUGAAGCUUGCUCCUUGGCUGGACACUGGGGUCUUGGCAAGCUGAUUGCUUUCUACGAUGACAACCACAUUUCCAUCGACGGAGACACGGAGAUUGCAUUCACAGAGGACGUGAGCACCCGCUUCGAGGCUCUUGGGUGGCACACGAUCUGGGUUAAGAAUGGGAACACCGGAUAUGAUGACAUCCGCGCAGCCAUUAAGGAGGCGAAGGCAGUUACUGACAAGCCCACCUUGAUCAAGGUGACUACCACGAUCGGUUUUGGAUCUCCCAACAAGGCCAACUCAUACAGUGUUCAUGGAAGUGCACUGGGUGCCAAAGAGGUUGAAGCAACCAGGCAGAACCUUGGAUGGCCCUAUGACACAUUCUUUGUACCAGAGGACGUCAAGAGUCACUGGAGCCGCCACACACCCGAAGGUGCUGCACUUGAGGCUGAUUGGAACGCUAAGUUUGCAGAGUACGAGAAGAAGUAUGCAGAUGAUGCAGCAACCUUGAAAAGUAUCAUCACGGGGGAGUUACCCACUGGCUGGGUUGAUGCUCUUCCUAAAUACACUCCAGAGAGCCCAGGAGAUGCCACCAGGAACCUCUCCCAGCAGUGCCUGAACGCCCUUGCUAAUGUUGUGCCUGGUCUUAUCGGAGGCAGUGCUGAUCUUGCAUCCUCCAACAUGACUCUGCUGAAGAUGUUUGGUGACUUCCAGAAGGAUACAGCUGAAGAGCGCAAUGUCCGCUUCGGAGUCAGAGAGCACGGAAUGGGCGCCAUUUGCAACGGCAUUGCUCUGCACAGCCCAGGGUUUGUUCCGUACUGUGCUACAUUCUUUGUCUUCACUGAUUACAUGAGAGGUGCCAUGAGGAUCUCGGCCCUGUCUGAAGCCGGAGUCAUCUAUGUCAUGACCCACGACUCUAUUGGUCUCGGAGAAGAUGGCCCGACCCAUCAGCCCAUCGAGCACCUGGUGAGCUUCCGUGCGAUGCCGAACAUACUGAUGCUCCGCCCUGCUGAUGGCAACGAGACUGCCGGAGCAUACAAAGUCGCGGUCCUCAACAGGAAGAGGCCGUCCAUCCUCGCUCUCUCCAGGCAAAAGCUCCCUCACCUGCCUGGCACCUCGAUCGAGGGCGUGGAGAAGGGCGGGUACACCAUCUCUGACAACUCGACCGGCAACAAGCCUGACAUCAUUGUGAUGGGCACCGGCUCCGAGCUGGAGAUCGCGGCCAAGGCCGCCGACGAGCUGAGGAAGGAGGGGAAGACGGUCCGCGUCGUCUCGUUCGUCUCCUGGGAACUCUUUGAUGAGCAGUCGGAUGAGUACAAGGAGAGCGUCCUCCCUGCCGCCGUCACAGCGAGGAUCAGCAUCGAGGCCGGGUCCACUCUCGGCUGGCAGAAGUACGUCGGAGCCCAGGGCAAGGCCAUUGGCAUCGACAAGUUCGGCGCGAGUGCUCCUGCCGGGACGAUCUACAAGGAGUACGGCAUCACCGUGGAGAGCAUCAUUGCAGCUGCCAAGAGCUUUUAAGAGCUAACAACGGUCUGGAGUUUUUUUUAUUGUCGUCGUUGAUGCCAAAGGAACACUGUACCUAGAGGACAGUCCUAUGCCUCGGAGCUUGGAAUAAUGAUGAUGGAGGGAGCGGAAGGAUGCCUGCCAUUUGUUGGAGCGUGCGUGGUAGUAUUUCUAGGCCUGUAAUAAACAAUGCCUUUUUCCAUUUACGUUGUUGGUUUUAUCCGGUGACCCUCACACGAUUCAUCAAGGUGGUGAGCCUGGCUAUUAAAUCGGGUGCUGUUUUUUUUUUGGGUAAACAUUGGCAAUGGCCUUACUGUCUUGCAGCAGUGCUUUUUCGUUUGCUGGAUUGUGGGUUUAAGAUGCUGCAUUUUGGCUCUUUUGUUGAUACAUUUUCCCAUUGGCUUU
Zea mays is the source of this 3556-nucleotide messenger RNA. RefSeq lists its product as uncharacterized. The record is from RefSeq and is a predicted model, not a curated record. Gene Ontology annotation, biological process: pentose-phosphate shunt. Gene Ontology annotation, molecular function: transketolase activity. The coding region runs from base 956 to 3166 and encodes 736 amino acids. The transcript has 7 exons. Gene Ontology annotation, cellular component: cytosol. Lineage: Eukaryota; Viridiplantae; Streptophyta; Magnoliopsida; Poales; Poaceae.